This is a messenger RNA of Armigeres subalbatus, 1455 nucleotides long. Its product is annotated as neuralized-like protein 2. Gene Ontology annotation, molecular function: ubiquitin protein ligase activity. The record is from RefSeq and is a predicted model, not a curated record. Gene Ontology annotation, biological process: intracellular signal transduction. Lineage: Eukaryota; Metazoa; Arthropoda; Insecta; Diptera; Culicidae. Bases 408 to 1166 code for a protein of 252 amino acids. The transcript has 2 exons.
ACGUUUCGUGUCGAACUCGGAUAUUUUGCAUUGUUUUUGUUGACGUUCUCCAAAUUUGUAACUAAAGUCGCAAAAAUUUAAUUGUUUUGUAAUUUUCUCCUAAAAUCUCAAGUUGUUUGAGAAAAUUUGAUUAACCUCCGCGAAAUAAUGCUCUAAACAGUAACAUUCGAUGUAUAAAAAGUGGAUUUCAUAGUUCAAUCAUCCGGCACAAAGAAAGUGCGUCGACUUAUCUGUUUCGGUGCUUGGUUUUCGGGUCAGGGCUAGCCAGCCAGCAGCAUCACAGAUUGAGCAGCAAGGGAGAUAUUCUCUGCGAGGAAACAUCUGGAGCGGAACAAUCAAUAGCGAAACGUGAAGUGUAACUGUUGGAGGACGAGUUAACUGGUGUUCAGUUCGCUGCUACCGCAGCGAUGACCGUUGUUUAUCCGAGGAAGAUGCUGUCGCGUUUCCAUCCCUACCAUGGCCAAAACAUUAUCCUGUUUGACGAAAAUACCGUCGCCUAUCGCAAGGCUAGCUUUGGAAACGCUUUGACGUUCAGCGAGAAACCAUUGCAACCGGGGGAAAUUUUUCUGCUGGAAAUUGAGAAGAAUGAGCGCGGUUGGAGUGGUCAUAUGAGACUAGGUUUAACACAACUAGAUAUCAAACCAGCAUCCACUCUCCAAUAUGCACUACCUGACUUGGCCAACCUGGGAUCUAGUUGGGUGUUUCCGAUAACCAGAACAGUGGGCAAUGCAGCACCAAAAAGCAGUAUUCUUGGAGAUGGCAUCAACGUAAAAACAUCGCGUGGAGCGUUCCCUCGUAGUUUGCUGCGGCCAAUCUCCCAGGAUGGGGCUAGUGCGGAUAUUCUGCCUACGGACACUCAUUCACGAAUUGGAAUAAUAUUCGUGCCAACGCGAGACGAAGUAGACAAAGCCGAAAUGCAUUUCAUAAUCAACGGGGAGGACCAGGGUCCGUGCACACAUGACAUUCCAUACACUAAGGGCCCCCUGCACGUGGUCAUCGACGUCUACGGCACAACCAAGCAAGUCAAAAUUAUUCAGUUGUACGGAAUCUCUACACUGCAGAGCGCAUGCCGCGACGCGAUUCUGUCGAGGGUACCGAAGGCAGCGAUCCGACAACUUCCCCUGCCGGAAAGCUUAAAGGAAUAUCUGCUUCAGUAUGGACCGUGAGCGGUUUCUACAAUCGUUUAGGGACGCUUCUCAGCUACUUUCAAAAUAUUACUUUGAAUCGAGGCGACAUUGUGCGACGGGGAUUCUGUGUAUAAUCGUAACAAUAUAUAUUAUUUGAUUUGACUAUGUGAUAUAUUUUGAGCCAGCAGAGGAAUGAUUAUUGUUUCCUUUGUUCCUAGCUGACGAGUUUAAAGUACAGCACAUAACGGAGAACUUUUCCCGAAAAUAAAUAAUAUAAGAAGAUAUCCAACUGGUAGAAGAGAUUAUAUAUAUGUAAUAUGAAUUAGUA